Molecule: messenger RNA, 5798 nt
Organism: Trichobilharzia regenti
Lineage: Eukaryota; Metazoa; Platyhelminthes; Trematoda; Strigeidida; Schistosomatidae
Source: the annotation of a GenBank genome assembly
UUUGAAUUCGUAUUGAUUAUUUGUUACAAUACGAUGAGUUGUUUUUUAACAUUUAAGUGCAUUCUCUGUAUGUGGAUUCCCAGUCAAUAAUACAACUGCUUUGACAAUAACGGAUACGAACCUUCAUGGAUUCACCUGUUGUGUAAACAACUUUAGCUGCACUAUAAUCGAGGAGCUGUCUAUCCUUUAGAUGACAAUAGUAUCUUCAUUAGAAGAUAUCCGUCCACUUUUAUCUUAUGCCAUGGCGUUUUAAGAAACUCGGAUUGCUUCCCGAAAUCAUACGUUUCGUAGUUGUAUUUGAAGCAGCUGUGUUUUAAUAAUUGGUGAAAUGCAUACUAAUGUGGAUCCAGAGAAAGUAAAGACUGGUAACGUUAGACUUCCACGACCGAAUGACCUUAAAUUAACCUACGACACGCCGUUCGUUGAGAGCGUUACAAAUAAGAAGUUACAUAUAGGCAUCAGACAGUGAGUCUCAUAAAAUACUUUAAAAACACCCUCAUUAUUCCAAAGGUUUUAGUCUCUUACAUGUGUAUUGUAUCAAUUACUGUCUUUGCAUUUAUUGUCAUUCUCAUCGGAAAAAUGGCUCCCAAUUCGAUAUCUAACAUGGUUGUUCUGAUGCCACAUUUCAUGUUACAGCAUGCUACUACAACGCUCGCACAUUAUUACGAGUUAAACAACAGUCGGGUUUGAUCAAAACACCAAAAAGCCUCUCUUCAUUUUCAGACCUGCAUGCAAAAUUUCAGUAACGUGUUCCCAAUAACUUCAGUUCGAACAAUGCAUUACAUGCAUUUAUCUGGGGACCGUGCUUCCCAGUGGAUGUCGGUGUUGCACUAGGUAUUAGAGCUGAGGCCUAGUUACAUAACUGAGUGCCCAUUAGAAGUCGGCUACGCAGCUAUUUUAGGCUGUCUUAGAAGAAAAGCAGCUGACCAGAGGAUCAUUACCUAGACUCUGGUCAUGCUUUAGCAUAUUCCGCGUUUCUCCUGCGUCCUGAUGGUAGUCCUAGACAGAUUGAGAGCCCACAAAGACCCUCAGAGUGCCGCGCGUAUAAGUGAUUUACCAUAUCAGUAUACUUUAAUCCAUACCAUAGUACUCUCUGAUAAGUUAAAAUUGGUUUGUCAAACGCAACGGAGGUCCAGAAGAAGGUAAUCAAGCCUCAUAAGGCAUCUGACUCAAUUGACAGCAUUACUUAAAGAUGAUGACCACUCAGGAAACUAAGUAAAUUGUUUGGGAAGGUAUGGGAAUAAGAAAAUAUCGCGGAAAUGUGAGAGGACAUAAUCAUGCUUACCUUCGCAAGGAUGUAUUCGGGGCGUGUGGUAAUCAUUCGGAUAUUAGUCUGUUGUCAGGCUACUGUCGUCGUUAUUUCUUGAGAAGUAAACUGGGUUUUUAUUUAGGUUAUUAAGGCGUCGAUCUCGUAUUCAUCCUGUGCUAGUUGUUAGAACACUAUCACGUGUGUUACAGACCAACUCGUUGCUUUUUAAAUGAGAAGCCUUUGAUUCUUUAGACAUGGCUAUUACAUUGAAUUUUAUGUUCGAGAGGUGUUCCCUUAAUGACAGUGUUCUGAAAGCUUUAUACAGAAUCAAAUUCAACCACCGAUUAACAACUUUCUAAAUAAGCAAUAGCGUUAUCCACCUUCGCUACUUGUUGCUAAUGAUAUUCUGAAGGAUAUAUAGUUGCGAUUAAAAUGUACUACCUCGAGAAGUACAGAGUCGGUAUUAUCACAGUGUGGUAUCUUAUAGACUACACAAACUUGACGAACUCGGACUGCCACUGUAUAUGAUCAGUUGUCUCUAUAGAGCUACCUACAUCUAUGUCUUCAUUUUUAUCUCUCAACUGUUUUGUUUCUCUUUUCUUUACAAUGUUGUAAUUGUAUUUUGUGUUGCUCAUAUCUUGAUGCCUAUACUGUACUAAGUUUGUCCUAAUUAAGUACGUCACCACUUUGGGCGGUUUUGAGCCAGUUCAUCAAGAGACUGUAGACACCGACUUUUACCAUUUCUAGGAACUGAAUAUUUAUUUUUAUCAGUGGAACUCUAUGUCCUGUUCAUCAAGGUAUACACUACAUUCAUUUUUCAGACCAAUUCUCGGUGUGUGCAUACUUGAGAAAUAUUGAAGGAAUUAAACUCUGUUGUUUCAUUUCCUUUUACUUAUAUUAGCUAAAUUUGUUAUGUAAAAUCUGGACGUCUAGAUUGUAUGGCUGUCACGUCUGCAUGUUUCUGCUAUAGAUUUCUAACCAAUCCAAAGCUAUCUUCCGAAGUUCACUCACGCCCUUUGGGUUUUAAACAGUAAUGACCACAUACAGGUCUAUACAUUAGGUUUUAAUCUAUUUGCACUGGUUUACGAUGUCAUGUCAUCUCUACUUCAUGUUGUACACUGUUAUUGAUUUAUUGGGUGUUUGGACUUGAUCUUAGCUUCUUACACCUACGUCUAAAGAACACCCUUAGCUGUAUUAUCAUAUUCCAUGUAAGUUACCCAUAGAGAGCAGUGUGGGGGAAGUUGGUGCAUACAAAUUAGUUUGCACUGGUUGACUAUAGGAAAUUAGGUAAAAGACCUAAAACACGUGCUACACAUGCCGAGCCAUCGUCUUCCUCGUCAAGCAAUGUUAGCUGAUAUACGAUGAGGUUAGAGAAGAGGGUGUUGUCAACGCGAGAUUUGGAAUCAGUCUAUGUGGCUUAUAAAAUGGGGCUACUGAAAGAGCUGCACUUUUAUGUAAAGUUCCACGUUGAAAAUCUGGCCAGUCUCCGGAAUUCGCACCACCUGUAAUCUAUUCACAUUUGAACACGAAAUGAUUCUACUUGUUUCCCUCGAACCUAGGUCAGUUAUUCCAUGAGGGCGAGAUGAUUGGUAUCAGGAAAGAAUCAGAGGUACAUCUUUUGUUUUAAGGACUUCAUUUAUUUAUAACUGACUUCCAACGCCUACUUUGUUAAAUUAUCAUAAACAUCUUGGUUGACCCCAAACCUUUUUCAGCUUUUUUUCUUAAUUUCCUGCUUAGAAUCAUAGCCUGUUAGAAACCUAUACUUUCCGCAUUUCACCUCUUGUAGUAGCUUUACUUCAUCUCAUAUGUUCCAUCUCGUAUUCACCUGUGCACCUCUUGAGUUUCUUUCUGUUCGUUUUAGAUUACUGUUGUGAAAUCUUCUAUAAGUUCCAAUUUAAUCUUUUCAUCAACACUAAUUCUAAAUGGAUCAAACUGUGGACCAUGCGCUUAUAGAAAGUGAACGCGAGUACGUGGAAUUCCUAGAUGAAACGGAUGAAUACAAAGAUCGUAUUAACUCCCUUAUCACUCGUGAUGCCAUUCGCUUGAUGAUUAAUGUCAACGAUUUGCGUCGUCAAAAUGCUGAAAGAGCUAACAAGCUUCUAACUAAUUCCUGCUCGGAAAUAGUCGCUUGUCAGAGAGCAGUUAAAAAGUGUAUACAAAAUGCAAAUCCAGAUUUUGCCAAGACAAAGCAUGAAUUCUUUGUGGGUUUCGAAGGAAGUUUUGGUCCUCGUCACGUCACACCUCGCACACUUAGUUCUAAACUUCUAGGAAAUAUGGUGUGUUUAGAAGGCAUAGUGACCAAGGCAUCAUUAAUUCGACCUAAAAUUGUAUGCAGUGUACAUUACUGUCCAGCCACAAAAAAGACCAUUGAACGUCGAUAUGCCGAUUUGUCAAGCCUCGAACCAUAUCCAUCAUCUGGCGCAUACCCAACCAAAGAUGAUGAGGGAAAUUUGUUGGAAACUGAAUAUGGACUAUCGGUUUACAGUGAUCACCAAACUGUCACGAUACAGGAAAUGCCGGAAACUGCACCAGCAGGUCAGUUACCUCGUUCUGUCGAUGCAUUAUUAGACAACGACUUGGUUGAUGCUGUUCAACCCGGUGACCGUGUACAAAUCGUGGGUUAUUACCGAUGCUUGCCAGGAAAGAAAAAUGGUUUUACUACUGCCAGUUUUCGUACUGUAGUUAUCGCAAACAAUGUGCAAUCCCUCAGCAAGGAGACUGGCCCAAGCUUUUCAGAGAAAGACAUUAGUAUGAUGAGACUGAUUUCAAAGAGAAAUGAUGUGGUGAAUCUUUUGACUCGUUCCAUUGCACCAUCGAUUUAUGGUCAUGAACAUAUAAAAAAGGCGAUUCUUCUACUACUUUUGGGAGGUGUUGAACGUCAACUUGCCAAUGGUUCUCGUAUUCGUGGUGAUAUAAACCUUUUGUUAAUGGGUGAUCCAUCAGUGGCUAAAUCACAAUUUCUACGCUUUGUUCUUCAUAUUGCACAUCGUGCUAUCGCCACCACUGGUCGUGGUUCAUCAGGAGUGGGUUUAACUGCUGCAGUUACGACGGAUAUGGAAACAGGUGAACGUUCCCUUGAAGCUGGUGCCAUGGUACUGGCUGAUCGAGGCAUUGUUUGUAUUGAUGAGUUUGAUAAAAUGUCAGACAUUGAUCGAACGGCUAUCCACGAAGUUAUGGAACAGGGACGAGUAACUAUUUCUAAGGCUGGUAUCCAGGCUAAAUUAAAUGCUAGAUGUUCAGUUUUAGCAGCAGCGAAUCCUGUUUACGGUAAAUAUGAUCAAUACAAAACACCGAUGGAAAAUAUUGGUCUCCAAGAUUCUUUGUUGUCUCGUUUCGACUUACUCUUCAUUGUAUUGGAUAAAGCUGAUCCAGAAUCUGAUCGUUCCAUUGCUGAACAUGUUCUUAGAAUCCAUCGGUAUAGAAAUCCAGGGGAACAAGAAGGAGAAGCCUUACCGUUACAGUGCGCUACUCAUUUGUUGACCACAGGAGCUGAUCCACUUUCUGCUGGACCUCCAGAUGAUCAUGAUGAAGAUGUUGAGCUUGACGGUACGCGUAGGCAAGAAGAGGAUCAAGUGUAUGAACAACAAAAUGAGUUCCUCUUACCUUCUCAUGGUCGAAAACAGGAUCAACUUACUAUGAAGUUCCUGCAAAAAUAUAUUCACGUAGCACGACAACUCAAGCCUCAGUUAACCAAAGAAGCAGCAUCUAUUCUGGCUGAAAAAUACUGUGACCUACGAGCUCAAGAAUCAUCUGAAGGUAUCGGUCGACCUGGACGUGGUGAUCAAAAUCGUAUGCGUCGUACUCAACCAAUAACAGCACGUAGUUUAGAAACAUUAAUUCGUUUAUCCACUGCUCAUGCUAAAGCUCGUAUGUCUAAAACGGUAACUAAAAAGGAUGCAGAAGCCGCUGUCCAACUAAUAUCAUUUGUUUUGUUUAAAGAAGUACUUGAGAAAGUUCGACGUAAACGUGAUCGUAAUGCAGAUGAUGACAAAGACUCGGACGAUGAAAAUGGUAACGAAGAGGAUUCUGAACACACAGCCCCACAACAACCUCCGAAACGAAGGCCUGGUGAUACAGAAAGUGCUUCUGCUCCUGAUCCCAACGAUCCAUAUGCCUUUGCAGAAGACCCUCGCGUAACUAGAACUGAACCUUUGGCAGAAACUGUUCCUAUAUCUUCAGCUUUGCAUCAAGAACGCACAGAUCAGAUAUCAACAAUACUUAGUCGAGUAUUUCAGGAACGCCGUGUCGAGCAGUUGACUGUACCUGAGAUAAUCACUGCUGUACGAUCUCAAAACUCUGGAUUUAGUCAGUCGGAUAUUCGAGCUGCUUUGGAGUCUAUGCAUAAAAAUAAUCGUAUUAUGCUUGCAGGGGAUGAUGUUUGGCUCAUUUGAAUUUCAAGACAAAUAUGGACUAUUCUUAAGAUUUUUGUUUACUGUCUUAAUAUAUAUGAGAUAAUUUUAACUCUACAGAUUUCAUAUAAGUGUAUUUAUACAAGCAAUACUAUUUUUAUUGUUAAUUCAUAAUACAUGUUUCACGCGUAUAUAUAAAU